UUGGAAAGUUUUGGAUGAAUGGAUCAAAUGAGAGAGCGGAGAGGCUCUUGAGUAAGACGGGCGUUUGGGUCUGGGUCCAGGUCAGCGCUAGAAUGGUGCUCAAGGCAGGCAAACCCGACUUCAUCAUCUGCCGUCAGAAGCCCUUGACAAAUGAAGAAAGCGAGGAGUAUCUCCGUCAAAGGCAACUGCAGCUUCCCUUCAACUUUGCGACUGGAGAGGCUCUCCUGUACGAAAGCUUCCCCUCUCUGAUGAUCCAUCGUGACACCACUGGGCGGCAUCAAAACUCUGUGUUGCCUGGCAACCUGAUAAUGAGAUGCAAAUAUUCAUCAUCUCAUUCACAGAAGCUCAUUGACCUUUACAGACAAAAAGCACUAGAAAGAGAGUGUGUGAGUGACUCGCGGGACCUUUUUGCGCUCCGAAAUCUUGCACAUCCUCCAAACUCCUGUUCUGUUCCAGGCCAUUUUUCCAUCCCAUUUCAUCAUAAUCACUCUUCCUCUAUAGAAAAGACUGGCAUGGUGUUGUCAGAUCCAUCCAAAAACAAUCAUCUUUCUCUAAGUGUCCCUGGACUGCCGUUUUCCGUAAAACAUCCAGCAUGCGGUUCACCGAGGCGUCCUGCCGCCAUUGCAACUCCAGCAGCACGCCGUCCCAUUAACCCUGCAGAGAUCCCGCUGUGUUCAGAAUGACUGUAUUACCCACAAUGCACCUGUAACGUAGCACCCACAGGACAUUGAGACACAAACAGAAUUGUACAGCCCAUAUACAAUAAAUCACAGUCAGAAUAGUCACAUAUCCCAGAAUUCAUCACUAUCCAAUAGCAGUUUCUCAGAUUAGAGAUGCACUUUGUCCUCUAAUGAGCCUUUAUUCGGAUUGCACAUCCCUGGAUCUAUGGAUACGGACUGCAGCCGUGCCCCCUGUCCCGGGACAUCAGGACUGAGCCAUUAUUGAACAGUAUAAACACUCUGAUCUGAUUGAAUCCAAAUUAACAGUAUGAAUAAAAUCGUCAUUUUAGGAGCCAAGAAUUGACUUGAACUGACAUUUGAGGUGCAAUAUCACUCAAGGUGCAUGAUCCUGGGAUGCUUUUUAAACACUACUGAAGAAGUUCACAUGCCUGCUGGACAUUUGAUGAUGCUUGUUCACUGUCUGCUUCAAAAUGAUUGAGAAAUGUUUGUACAUGUUGAUCAUCAAAUUAGCAUGUUUUGUUCUGUAAAGAAAGCCACAUGUAAAUCAGUGUUGUUAUUGUUAAUUAAAAUGAAUAGACAGCAUUUUCUUUAUUACAAUAAAGCUGAAAUUAAAUAAAAUAUAAAUAUUAGAUGAAAAGUUCAAAAACAUUAGAAAUGGUAUGUAAUAAAAUUAUAAAACUAAAAUUACAUUUAAAAAAAUCUAAAAAAAAGAUUUAAAAUAAAUUAAUAAACAUUAAUAAUAUUAAUUAAUUAAUAAAUAUAAAUAGAAUAUAAAUAAUACAAAAAUAACACUGACAUCAUUUCAAUCAUUUCAGCAGAUCAAAAACGUUUUCAUGAGCAUAUGUGUAGAUUCAGCCUGUCCUGUGUAUUUUGUAAUGAAAU
Molecule: messenger RNA, 1562 nt
Organism: Onychostoma macrolepis
Lineage: Eukaryota; Metazoa; Chordata; Actinopteri; Cypriniformes; Cyprinidae
Exons: 3
Coding region: 15-683 (222 amino acids)
Biological process (GO): regulation of transcription by RNA polymerase II
Cellular component (GO): nucleus; aryl hydrocarbon receptor complex
Molecular function (GO): transcription cis-regulatory region binding; nuclear receptor activity
Source: RefSeq, a predicted model, not a curated record